UUCUCCCAUUACCAAUAGACCAUGUAAAUAAAUCUUUGUGAAGCAUACAAAUGGAAGAACCAAACCGUAUUAUAAAAACAGAUCUGCCAGAUUGUGAAGAGAAGGAUGAGCCAGUGUCCAAAGACAGUGAGGUGUUAACCAAGCAUAUCAAACGACGUGUGCUCACGCAACUGGAAAAGUUUGGUACCACUCCGCACACUCUGAAGAUAGCCGCAGCACAUCGUCGUGGAGACAACACCAACAGCAUAAUAGAUUACAUAAUAAGCAGCGCCAACAAGGCGGAGGAAUGCGUCGACCAGGAGUGCAAUUCCGUUAGCCUCAACAACAUCAAUCAGUGGCUGGAGUUGAUGAAGAACAUGGAGCUCACCCAAUUCUGCGAGCAUGAGGCUGGGGUUGUCAUGAAUGCUAUAGUCCGGAAUGAGCCCCAAUCUAAACCAGAGGAGCUAAAUGGGAUUAACAUGACGGAAGUUUAUAAGUUUCUGGAGAAUGCUCUAAUCGGUCAACCGCAGAAGGCGCUAAGCGAACCAAGUCAGUCAUUUCUGUUUAGGGAGAUUGCUCUACUAAUAGCCGAGGCUAAUUCCGAUCAAUCGGAUGUUGAGGCCAGAAAAAUGGGACAGAACUUGUACAACUGUCAAGACUAUAACUAUGUAGACCAGCCCCAUAAGGCCAGCCUGGAUCCGUUAUUUCUGGACAAAAGCUAAUCAUAAAAUACUACAAGUUUUUACUUAAGUAUUUAUUUCGGUAGCCCCAGAAGCAUUGUUGAUGUUUGAUAAGAAUUUGAGAUGUAUAAACAAAGGCCGGGAACUGUUUUUUCACGGAUUUGUUAAAUGGAGAAAAACUCAUCGUUUAUGGUUCAUGUUGUCACCCAAAUGAGACAUAAGUGGUAUUGUAUUUUACUAUUAUAGUAUUGGGUAUUAAUAUGUAGCUUAUUUGAUACAAAUAAACAAAAAUUGACUGAUUUAAAAA
Messenger RNA from Drosophila willistoni, 966 nucleotides. RefSeq lists its product as uncharacterized. The record is from RefSeq and is a predicted model, not a curated record. NCBI's taxonomy places the organism in Eukaryota, Metazoa, Arthropoda, Insecta, Diptera, Drosophilidae. Bases 51 to 701 code for a protein of 216 amino acids. The transcript is spliced from 3 exons.